CACAGUGUUUCACUUACUGCUGGCGAGUUAUGAUUCUAUCACCUAUUUGUGAAAUUUAAUAAUCGAGUGUUCGUGUGUCGCGUGACACAUACUUACCCACUGUACAACAGAAUUCAUGAUCUGUGACCAAGCAGAGAUAUCUACGUAGUCACCGACGCCAACGAUAUAGACGCAUUCGAUUAGUAUGAAAUCGGAUUGCACAGCCGAUAUCCACGUUCAGUGCUCAUUUUGGAAACAGUGAAUUGAUAAGUUUUCCUUUGGAAGAGCGUUUCUAAUUUUUAGUGUCUAAAAUGUCAAAGUGUAAUGUUUGGAGUGGAAUAAUGACAGCGUAGAGAUGCAAUAAUAUUUAUACCAUAUCACCGACGUCGACGUACAUAUACGUAAAGUAUAUGUAGCCAAUUAUGAAGGACAAAAGACUAGAAGUGAAGCUAAGUGUCCGCGGAGACGGUUCACUGGGUCGGAACAGUACAAGGAGCAGUAUAAGAAGUAACCGAAGUAAUAUAAGUAGUAGCGGAGGUUUGCCUGUGAGCGAGAUAUUCGCCAAUGAUCGCUUCACCAAUAUACCACACAAUACUCCUUUCGAUGUAAAUGACAAAUAUCGGCGUCGCCCAAUUCAACAAGGCUAUCCUGCUCAGAGUCUGCAAGUUUUGAAUAAUUAUGAGCAGCAGAGACCGUACGAUUAUGAUAGGCGGGACAGAAGCAACCCGUACAUCGACUAUGGGGAACCAUCAAGGCACAUGCCGCAGCCUCAAUACUACUCGGCGUUUGAAGAUCUUCGGUAUCGACCAAUGUACCAAGCGCCACCGGGCUACGUAUACAGCACUCUACCUCGAACACCGAUCUAUGAGCACGAGCAACACCGGGGUGCUCCAAAUUUUGGGCAUAACACAUUACCAGCUAGGUCCAGCCUGAGGCGAGUGCGCAUCAGUACGCAACGGCCUAUUGUGUAUGGUUACGAUAGAAAGUCGAUCGGGUACGGUAUUCGUGGAGGUUGUUUAGGCGGCUGGAUAACAAAUAACGGAUGA
Ostrinia furnacalis (Asian corn borer) is the source of this 1025-nucleotide messenger RNA. RefSeq lists its product as uncharacterized. The record is from RefSeq and is a predicted model, not a curated record. The transcript is spliced from 3 exons. NCBI's taxonomy places the organism in Eukaryota, Metazoa, Arthropoda, Insecta, Lepidoptera, Crambidae. The coding region runs from base 402 to 1025 and encodes 207 amino acids.